UGUGUGUGGGCAGAGUAAGUAGAGCUGUGGACUGGACUAUCUCAAGCAGACCGAUUUAAUCAGCGGAAUGUCUUCGCGAGCUGCUCUUCAGAGUGGAAACUAAGACGGUUAACGACAGCGGUUCCUCUCGGGGCGAUGGGCUGGUGUGCAGGUGAACCGACGUGAGAGCAGGAGCCCCGUAGGAAGACUGCUUUGGUCCGCUGGCACAUGGGAGCUGUGACACUCCGCAUUUUGACAUUUUAAGGACACUCUCCUGAGGAGGCCACAGAGACAUGUCAAGAGACAGCAUGACAGAUGUACGAGGAAGCCAUUCACAAAACACUAGCCCAGCUUUACCCAAAGAGAACGGGCACACUGCGCCGAGUCCACCUCAACCCAACUUUCCCCAUCCCUCAGAGACGACCAUACCCGACGAUACCCCGGCGUCAUCCACCAGCGAGCUGACCCAGACCUGGGUCCACUUUGCUAAGACAUUUGUGCUCAUUUUCCCCAUUUACGCACUUGGUUAUUUUGAGUUCAGUUUCAGCUGGCUGCUUAUUGGACUUGUGAUCUUUUUCUGGUGGAGGAGGAACACAGGAGGAAAGCAAAGCCGCCUGAGCCGAGCAAUAGCUUUCUUUGAGCAAGAGGAGCAAAGUGCCAAAUGUGCUCUCACCACCUCUGAUUUACCACCAUGGGUCCACUUUCCAGAUGUAGAGCGGGUGGAGUGGCUGAACAAGACUGUGAAACAGAUGUGGCCCUACAUCUGCCAGUUUGUGGAAAAACUGUUCCACGACGUGAUCGAGCCGGCGGUGAAGGAGUCCAACGCCCACCUCAGCACCUUCUCCUUCACCAAGUUCGACAUGGGAGACAAACCGCUGAGGAUCAACGGGGUCAAGGUUUACACGGAAAACGUGGAUAAGCGACAGAUCAUUAUGGACCUGCAGAUCAGCUUUGUUGGCAACACUGAGAUCGAAGUAGACAUCAAACGCUACUACUGCAAAGCUGGCAUCAAGAGCAUCCAGAUCCACGGUGUGUUGAGAGUGGUGAUGGAGCCGUUGCUGGGUGAUAUACCUCUCGUCGGAGCUCUGUCUUUGUUCUUCCUGAAGAAGCCACUUGUGGACAUAAACUGGACCGGCCUCUCCAAUAUACUGGAUAUUCCUGGGCUCAAUGGCUUCUCUGACAGUCUGAUUCAAGACAUUAUCUACAGUUAUUUGGUAUUACCCAACCGAAUCACUAUCCCACUGGUCGGGACGGUGGAGCUGGCCAAGCUGCGCUUUCCAAUGCCAAAGGGAGUCCUAAGGAUUCACUUCCUGGAGGCUCAAAAUCUAGAAGGGAAGGAUACAUUUCUGGGAGGGUUGAUCAAAGGCAAGUCUGACCCCUAUGGUAUCCUGCAGAUCGGCAACCAGCUGUUUCAGAGCAAGACAAUUAAGGAAAGCCUUAAUCCCAAGUGGAACGAAGUGUACGAGGCACUGGUGUAUGAGCACUCAGGUCAGCAUCUUGAAAUUGAGCUAUUUGAUGAGGAUCCAGACCAAGAUGACUUCCUGGGGAGCCUCAUGAUUGAUAUGACAGAGCUGCACAAAGAACAGAAAGUUGAUAUGUGGUUUGAUCUUGAAGAAGCAACUACUGGGAAACUCCACCUGAAACUGGAGUGGCUAUCGCUGCUCUCCACUUCUGAGAAAUUGGACCAGGUUCUGCAAAGCGUGCGCGCAGACAGAAGCCUUGCCAACGACGGACUGUCAUCAGCGCUUCUGGUGGUCUAUCUGGACUCGGCAAAGAACCUGCCAAGCGUCUUCUCAGGCAGCUUAGGCUGUGGAAACUUAAGUGAGAGGAGAGCUUCUGGCCUAGUCUUUUGUGAGAGCAAUACCUCAGAGUAUAAAACAAUAUGUUCUGCUAAGAAGAAUACCAGCGAGCCCAGCCCUUAUGUUCAUUUCAGAGUUGGACAUAAAACACUUGAAAGUAAGAUCCGGUACAAGACUAAGGAGCCCCUGUGGGAAGACUGUUUUUCAUUCCUGGUCCAUAACCCGAGGAGGCAGGAGCUCGAGGUGGAGGUAAAAGACGACAAGAACAAAUGCACUCUGGGUAACUUGACGGUGCCUUUGAGUAGCCUGCUGGUGGAGAAGGACAUGACGCUGAAUCAGCGUUUUCCCCUCAAGAAUUCUGGGCCCAGCUCCACCAUCAAACUUAAGAUGGCUAUGAGGAUCCUGUCCUUGGAGAAGCAAGUGUCCCCAGACCAGCCUUCUUCAGUCCAGGUCAACAAGUCCGGCGUGCCACAGGCACCCCCAGCCUCGUCCCUGAGACCAUCAGCCUCAGAUUCGCCGCUGCCUCCGCCCACGCAUUCGCAUCCUAUAGAAGCUUCUACUCUCAACCUCAAGGACAGGGACGGCGAGCCGUACGGAGCCAGCCAUCGCUACAGUACCACCAACCUGACCACCGCCAUAUCAAGCUCCCAGAAACACCUGCCGCACAACGAGUCCACAGCCAGCCUGGCAUCGGAUAUCUCCCUGCCUAUUGCCACCGUGGAGCUUCAGCAAAGGCUUCGUCAGCUGCAGAACGGCUCGGCCCCCAGCCAGUACCCCCUGGGUGAGAUCCAGCUGACUGUUCGACACAGCUCCCAGAGGAAUAAACUCAUUGUGGUGGUGCACGCCUGCCGCAACUUGAUAGCCUUCACCAAAGACGGCUCGGACCCCUUCAUACGCCUCUAUUUGCUGCCUGACAAGAGUCGGACGGGGAAGAGGAAGACAAGCACAAUGAAGAGGACUCUUAAUCCUGUUUACGAUCAGACGUUUGAGUUUAGUGUAUCUAUUGUGGAGCUCUACAGGAGAACUCUGGAUGUUGCUGUGAAGAAUGGAGGGAGCAUCCUGUCCAAACACAAAGGGCUUCUGGGAAAGGUUCUGGUGGAUUUAAGUGGAGAUGACAUAGCAAAAGGAAUCACACAGUGGUAUUAUCUAAGUGAAGAUGGUUUGUCGUCUCAAGCCACAAAAAGUAUUCAAGACCCCAUCGUCACAUAGUGGCACCACCUCUCUGCUGUAACAUAGUUAUCUUGUUAACCUAAGGGCACAUCCUUCUGUUGUAUUCAUAUAUAAUUUCCAUUUAGUUAACAGGAAUAAUUUAAUCAUGUUUAGUUUUAUUUUUGUCAAAAUUUCCUGUUAAUCUUUCAUGAGCCAGAUUGGAAGAUGUUGUAACAUAUUUUAAUGUGUUCAAACACACUUACUGCCUUGUCUCUGUUUUUAGUGUUUUAAUGUAAAUAUAUAUAGUUAUAAGAAUUUGCAGGGGUUUUCAUGGCAUUAUACUUACCUUGGAGGAGUCGUGUUGAAAUCUGUCACGAUUCUUAUGACUUUGUAUCCGGUUUGUUAAAAUGUGAAGAAUUUUCAUUUGUUGUCUGAGAAAACUAACCAAAGGAACUGAUGCACACAAAUGUAGGCUUAAGUAGCAGUCCUGAUUUGAAAUUUUGAUUUUCCUUUGUCACGCAGUGUUGAUUGAUCGCUUACCUCUCGUUAUUAAUGCUUGAUUACAAACAUGGAAUGCCGAUAUGCAAAGAAUAAAACGACUGCUGUGCUGUGUAUAUUUUAGGAGAUUUGUGCAAUAGUGGUUGAUUCUGAAUGAGACUUGGGGACAUUUUAGGGCUAUGAGCAAGCUCUGUGCAUUAUGCAAAGGAUACUUGAAUAAGGGUUUGACUGUUUUCAAACUAAAUGUAAGUUGAAAAAACUAAAAAACAUGAACAGGGACAACAGUUUUUGCAUUUUAUGAGCAGGGCUGCCAGAGUCUGUGUCAAGAUGAUGCAUCCUUGUCAUGCUUGUGUAUGUUUUUGCCAUGCAGUUAUGAGUUUCAUGGGAGCUGUUAAAUACAUUUCUGGUUAUCUAUCCUGUGCCUUAAAAAAUCCACACAAAUAUAAUUUACUUGCCUUCUUAUUGUUAUUAUUUUGGAUGGCUUUUGAUGAAUACAUGUUUUAUCUUGUGAAAGCUGGUGUGCUUUUUUUAAAUACCCCAUUUUCAUGUGCUUCUGUGAUGUUCCCCAAAUUUUGCAGCUUUGUUGUGUUUAAAGUUGUGCUUAAAUUUGGAAUAUGAAAAUCAAACGGAUGGUGUCUUGUAUUUUGGUCUCGUUUGAACAACAAGAUAUAUUUGCCAAGUUUCAGGUUGGCUGAAGCGCAGGAGGUCGAACAGGUCAUAUGGGAGUACGUAAAAAGCAAUUAAAGGAAUUUCCUAAUUGUUUUUUUUUUUAUCUUGA
This is a messenger RNA of Pelmatolapia mariae (spotted tilapia), 4203 nucleotides long. RefSeq names its product extended synaptotagmin-like protein 2b (gene esyt2b). Gene Ontology annotation, molecular function: phosphatidylethanolamine binding; calcium ion binding; calcium-dependent phospholipid binding. Gene Ontology annotation, biological process: lipid transport. The coding region runs from base 273 to 2987 and encodes 904 amino acids. Lineage: Eukaryota; Metazoa; Chordata; Actinopteri; Cichliformes; Cichlidae. The transcript is spliced from 23 exons. Gene Ontology annotation, cellular component: endoplasmic reticulum membrane; extrinsic component of cytoplasmic side of plasma membrane. The record is from RefSeq and is a predicted model, not a curated record.